AUGCCGCAAAGACGCCCCCAUGCCAAGUCUACCGGGGGGUGCAGUCGAUGCAAGAAGCGUCGGAUCAAGUGCGAUGAAAGCGGUCCCCCUUGCACCACCUGCAGAGCUCGAAAUGCGGAUUUUGAAUAUCUCAAUGCCUUUCGGGCCUCUAGUUGGAUGCGAUCGACUGAACACAUAUCUAGAGAGAAUACUAUAAAGACGGAUAGAGCACCACACCAAUCUCAACAUGUGCCUGAGUCUGACCCGAUUACCCCGUCCGUAUCAUCCCGCAAUCGAGAACUACAGUUGAUGCAUCACUGGACAUUACACACAUGUCAUAGCUUCUCGGCCAUAUUCAGUGAGAUAUUUCAGACGUGCGCGGUGCAGCAGGCAUUACACUAUCCAUAUCUGAUGGAUUCAUUACUGGCCCUUACGUCGCUGCAUAUGGCGUCUGAACUCCCGGACACUGCGGAAAAGACCAAGCUUCGCGAGGAUGCACUACGAUAUCAAAGCCAGGCCAUGCCUGUCUUUCGAAUGGAACUAGGGAAUGUCACACGGGUGAAUUGCCAUGCUCUUUUUGCGUGUUCUGUCAUAACGAUGGCUUGUACUUUUGUGCUUCCCUCCUUAACAUCCACCACGGAAGGAGAUGUUGAAGCACAAACAUCCACUGACCUCAAGUCUCUCUUCCGCCUCGUCAGUGGAACUCACUAUAUCAUAGAUCGAGCACGCGUGUCUCUUGAGGCAGGGCCAUUUAAAAUGAUCAUCCAACCUUGGUCGGGGGCAAAUCCAGCAUUCUUACCACCGGGCGAGCGUGUUCUCCCAAUGGAAUUGAAGACGCUCUGUGAAGGUUCAUUGUCGCAGAGACUUUAUGAACAUGCUGUCGAUUCCCUUGAACGCUAUGCGAUGGCAGAAGGGAUGGUUAUCCCGUGGAUAAUGGUCGCUGGGGAAGAAUUCAUCGAGCGAGUUCAAGAGAGAGAGCCUUUGGCAUUGUUGAUCUAUGUCUGUUGGGCAGCACUGAUGGCACGUCAAGAGAUGUGGUGGGCCAAGACUGCCGGAAUGACGAUUGUGCAGAAUUAUCGACGUUUCGAAAGUGAUAAAACAGACCGGGUUGUGAGAUGGGCAAGAGAAAUCGCAAAGAUAGACACAUAA
Penicillium olsonii is the source of this 1128-nucleotide messenger RNA. Lineage: Eukaryota; Fungi; Ascomycota; Eurotiomycetes; Eurotiales; Aspergillaceae. The record is from the annotation of a GenBank genome assembly.